CAGGGGUGUCCAACCCGCGGCCCGCGGGCCGCAUGCGGCCCGGAAUGGAGGUCCGUGCGGCCCAGCAGGAAGCGUGUGUCAGAGGAAAGGCACGCCUCCUCUCCCCACAGUUUUGCUGGCUGCAGCCUCUCUGUGCUCUGCGUGCGGUGCAUGUGACGUCAGCGCCGGCGCUCUGCGUGUGACGUCAGCGCCGGCGCUCUGCGUGUGACGUCAGCGCCGGCGCUUUGCGUGUGACGUCAGCGCCGGCGCUCUGCGUAUGACGUCACCGCCUGUGUUCUCCAGUCUCCCCAACGGCUGCUAGCUGCUGCUAGCUAGCAGCGCGUGUUUUUGGCGCCAAUUUCCUGCCUUUGCUGGGCCCUGCCCCCUCUUGUCUGGCAGCUUGAUAAAAGGCACAGAGAGAGAGCAACUCCCAAAACUACGUGGCAAGCAACUCCCAAAACUACGUGGCUCUUCUCCUGUCUAAUGAAAGGCUAGCUUCAGCCUGCAGCUUACUGGCAAGUCUGGCACUCUUGCACUCCACAGCAACCGAUUAUUAUUACCUCAGCUCCCCUGGUUCAGCACAAUACACCUGCACAGUAUUUUUACAGUUAUUUGUUCCUGUGAGGUGUACACAGCUUCCUACAGCAGAAACACUGAGCUGAUCAACCUGAAAGUGAGCGUUCGGUGGUUAUUUGGAAAGGUAGCUCUUGCUAUUCGUUCCCGUGCAGCUUCCAAUAGCAGAAACACAGCUUAUCAUUUUUAACCUAUCAACCUGCAAGUGAGCCUUGGUUGUUAUUUAGAAGGCAGUCCUUAUUUUUCUUCUAGCAAACUCUUGCUAUUUGUUCCCAUGUGGUGGUGUGCAGCUUCAAAGUGCAGAAAAAUAGCAGUCAUCAACCUCCUACUACAGUCCUGUUAUUAGGAAAGGCAGCAUGGCUUUCAGAAUCUCUGAAUCGAAAAAAGAACACAGAAAAAGAAAAGUUACAGAGGAAGGAAGAGUGUUUAAAGAAAAUUGGACAGAAGAGUACUUUUUUGUUGAGGCAAACAGUAAAGCACUCUGCUUAAUUUGUGGUGAAUAUGUGCAAGUUUUCAAAGACUAUAAUUUAAAAAGGCAUUAUAUGCAAAAACAUGCUGCAAAAUUCUCUGUGUAUCAAGGAAUGUGUCGUAAGGACAAAGCAAUGGAACUUAAGAAAAGUCUGUCUUCUCAACAAAAUUUAUUUAAAAAAGUUAUUACUCAGACAGAAUCUAUUGUAAAAGCUAGUUAUGUGGUAACAUAUUUAAUAGCAAAAAAAUCAAAACCAUUUACUGAUGGUGAGUUUAUUAAGCAAUGUAUGGAAAGUGUGGCAGACAUAAUUUGCCCUGAAAAAAAAGGGGAUAUUUCUAAAAUAAGUUUGUCACACCAGACUAUAGCCAGGCGAACAGAAGACAUUGGAAAAUCUGUUGAAAGAUGUUUGAAGAGUAAAGCUGCUAAAUUUAAAUAUUAUGCUUUGGCAGUGGAUGAAAGCACUGAUGCUACAGAUACGGCUCAACUUGCCAUUUUUAUGAGAGGUAUUGAUAAUGAAUAUAAUGUUACUGAAGAGAUGGCUUCUUUAGUGCCAUUAAAAGACACAACUAAAUCAAGAGAUUUAUAUGAAGCAGUAAAAAAUAUGUUAAAUAGAUAUUCUCUGUCUUUUGAAAACAUAUCUGGUAUAGUUACUGAUGGUGCCCCAGCAAUGGUAGGUAGAAGAGAGGGACUUGUAAAAUUAAUAGAAAAUGAUGCAAUUGCUGCCAAAAACUCACAUUUAAUGAAGUAUCAUUGCAUAGUACAUCAAGAAAAUUUAUGUGCAAAAGCUUUAAAAAUGGAUAACAUCAUGCAAAUAGUGAUAAAGGCUGUGAAUUUCAUAAGGGCCAAGGGCUUGAAUCAUCGCCAGUUCCAGGAAUUUCUUAGAAGUGUAGAUGCUGACUGUGGUGAUGUCAUUUACUUCUCAGAAGUAAGAUGGCUAAGUCGAGGCCAAAUGUUGAAAAGAUUUUAUGAUUUGCGACAUGAAGUAAAGUCAUUUAUGGUAUCAAAAGCAAAAUGUGUGCCUGAACUUGAUGAUGAAAACUGGCUUACAGAUUUAGCAUUUUUAGUGGAUUUGACCUCCCAUUUGAAUGACUUAAAUAUGCGUCUUCAAGGUAAAAACCAGCUUAUCAACACAAUGUUCCAAGGCAUAACAGCAUUCCAAACUAAACUAAAAUUAUGGGAAGAUCAAAUUAAGGCAAACAAUUUUAUGCAUUUCAACACAUUGGCCAAACAUGUUCCUGUGAACACUGAAAAAUAUGCAGCCUUGCUUUAUGAUUUGAUACAAGAAUUUGAAAAACGUUUUCAGGAUUUCAGGGAAAAUAAACAACAUUUUGCUAUAUUUGCAACACCAUUUUCAGUUGACAUAAAUAUGUUACCUGCCAAUUUUCAAAUGGAAUGCAUUGAGCUGCAAUCUGACUUUCAGCUUAAGGAAAAAUUUGAUCAUGUGUCUUUACUGGACUUUUAUAGGUCCUAUCUUCCCAGAGAUAAAUAUCCCUCACUGCACAACCAUGCCUUAUUCAUGUCAUCACUUUUUGGCAGCACCUAUAUUUGUGAGCAACUUUUUUCAAGAAUGAAGCACACUAAGAGUAAAAUUAGAACCAAAUUAUCUGAUGAGCACCUUGAAAAUUCACUGAGAAUUGCAACUACUUCAAUGGAACCAGAUAUUGAUGCAUUAGUUUAUCAAACACAAUGUCAAAAAUCCCACUAGGAUGGCUUAAUUUGCUCUCUUUUCUUUUACUUUUUUUGUAAACUUUACUCUUACAGUUAUCAUCUUUUUUGCAUUGUAAAAACAUAUAUUUGCUUCACAUUGCAUGUGUAGACAACUUAAGGAAAACUUUGACUAUGUGUCUUUACUGGACUUUUAUAGGUCCUAUCUUCCCAGAGAUAAAUAUCCCUCACUGCACAACCAUGCCUUAUUCCUGUCAUCACUUUUUGGCAGCACCUAUAUUUGUGAGCAACUUUUUUCAAGAAUGAAGCACACUAAGAGUAAAAUUAGAACCAAAUUAUCUGAUGAGCACCUUGAAUAUUCACUGAGAAUUGCAACUACUUCUAAUCUAAUGCAUCAAUAUCUGGUUCCAUUGAGCAGUAGUUUUAUCAAGUCAAGUGCAAUGUCAAAAAUUCCAUUAGGAUGGUUUGUUUUGCUCUCUUUUCUUAUGAAUGAAGAAUGAAGCACACUAAGAGUAAAAAUAGAACCAAAUUAUCUGAUGAGCACCUUGAAUAUUCACUGAGAAUUGCAACUACUUCAAUGGAACCAGAUAUUGAUGCAUUGAUUAGUAGUUUAUCAAACACAAUCUCUAAAAUCCCACUAGGAUGGUUUAAUUUGCUCUUUUCUUUUACUUUUUUUGUAAAGUUUACCAGUAAGCUGCAGGCUGAAGCUAGCCUUUCAUUAGGCAGGAGAAGAGUCAUGUAGUUUUUGGAGUUGCUUGCCACAAAAUUAGAACCAAAUUAUCUGAUGAGCACCUUGAAUAUUCACUGAGAAUUGCAACUACUUCUAAUUUAUUGCAUCAAUAUCUGGUUCCAUUGAGCAGUAGUUUAUCAAGUCAAGUGCAAUGUCAAAAAUCCCAUUAGGAUGGUUUGUUUUGCUCUCUUUUCUUUUUUUUGUAAAACUUUACUUGUAUCUUCUUUUUUGUGCAUUGUACAACCAUAUAUUUGCUUCACAUUGCAUGUGGAGAGAGAAAAAGAAAGUAAGUGAAAAAAAGAAAGAAAUGAACAAUUAAUAAAAGGUAUGGAGAAAAUAAAAGAGUGAAAUAACAUGUUGUUGUUCUGUUUUUUGUCCAAACACAUGAU
Molecule: messenger RNA, 3805 nt
Organism: Xenopus laevis (African clawed frog)
Lineage: Eukaryota; Metazoa; Chordata; Amphibia; Anura; Pipidae
Product: general transcription factor II-I repeat domain-containing protein 2-like
Exons: 5
Coding region: 909-2726 (605 amino acids)
Source: RefSeq, a predicted model, not a curated record